Saccoglossus kowalevskii is the source of this 2981-nucleotide messenger RNA. RefSeq lists its product as uncharacterized. Gene Ontology annotation, cellular component: plasma membrane. NCBI's taxonomy places the organism in Eukaryota, Metazoa, Hemichordata, Enteropneusta, Harrimaniidae. The record is from RefSeq and is a predicted model, not a curated record. Gene Ontology annotation, biological process: sodium ion transport. Gene Ontology annotation, molecular function: protein binding; sodium channel activity.
UACAGAUGACUGACACAGGAAUGGAAAAUACGGAGGGAGUUCAACAUCUAGUGAAAGAUUUCGCUCUCCGUACAACUUCACAUGGAGUAGCCCGAAUCGCUGCCUCGAAUACACGCUUUCGACGAACAGCCUGGAUGGUCGUCGUACUGGGAGCGUUCAUCGGGUACAGUUUGCAUGUAGGUUCCCUAAUUGCAAGAUACCUACAGUAUGACGUCGCUGUUAAGAUGGAGGUUGUAUCUGGAGAUUCGAUCACCUUCCCAGCUGUCACUGUGUGCAAUUCAAACAAGUUACGACUAUCUGCUAUCCUGAAUAGUACUUACAAAGACCUCGCUAAAGUGAAUGAACCACUCUUCUCCUUCACGUAUCGUGGACCGUGCAUGCCGGGCGACGUACCAUGCGACGAGCAGAAAUCGAAAUGCAUCAAACAAUACAUGUGGUGCAAUGGUAUUGUAGAUUGUCCCAAUGCUAUUGAUGAACUCAAUUGUCAACGAGGUAACUGUUUAUCAAACCAGUUCAAGUGCAACAACGGGAAAUGUCUACCGCUAACAUUGAAAUGUAACUUCAGGGAUGAUUGUGGUGAUAAUAGUGAUGAACUCUUGGAUGGGGGUUGUACAAUUAGAAACUGUGUUGAAGGGGAAUACAUGUGUUCAACCUUUGAGUGUAUACCCCAAUAUAAGCUGUGUGACGAUAAGCCUGAUUGUGCUGAUGGUUCCGAUGAAAUAGCUCCAUGUACACUUUAUAAAGCUAGCAUUUGGUUUUCACCUUGUAAGGGUGGAUUUAUGGAAACAUGUAUAUUCAGUGUUGAAGAAGAAUAUAUGUGUUUACACCCUUCCGAUGUGUGUAAUGGUGUUGUGGAUUGCUUCGAUGGCACCGAUGAAAUUUGUGACAAUUGGUUAAAAUACAAUGGAACAAUGUGGACUUGCGAAAAUAAUUCAUCUUCGAUUCCCAUACAAUUGAUGUGUAAUGGUUUUCCUAACUGCAAUGAUGGAAGUGACGAAGUAAACUGUGAGGAUUAUCCAUGCCCACCCGGUAUGUUCAAGUGUGCCGUGACUUACUUGUGUGUUGAUGAAACAAAGCGAUGUGAUGGGUCUAAUGACUGCGUUGAAGUAAUGCUCAUACCUUUCGACUUGUCAGAUGAAGAGAAUUGUGAAAACUAUGAUUGUUUAUCGGACAGGAAACUGUGUUCAAAUAAAGAUGGAAAUUAUUGUCUAGAUAACACUAGUUGGUGUGACGGCUCCGACGACUGUUUUUUUGGUGAAGAUGAGGAAUGUUACAACUAUACUUGUCCACCGAAUAUGAUAAAGUGUGGUCUAUUGUGUGAAGUACUUGAUAAGCGAUGUGAUCUGAAAUCGAACUGUCUCGGAGGCAUCGAUGAAGCUGACUGUCAAAAUCAUAUGUGCCCGGAUGAUAGUUAUUUUCGAUGUCGUAGUGGUCAGUGUAUACCUCGGUAUCUGUACUGUGAUGAGCCAAUAAGACCUGACUGCGCCGAUGGCAGUGAUGAACUCUUCUGUAACAAUACGUGUGAUAAUGACGAAUUCCAAUGUAAAAGUGGUUGGUGUAUCAAUGGUACAUAUACAUGCGAUGGUGUCAAUGACUGCGGCGAUAACAGUGACGAAGACAACUGCCCAACAUUCUGUGAGAGUGGCGAGUUUAAAUGUGAAUCUGGCUUCGACAAUGGUAAUCGUAUAUCCACGCAUUGUAUCCCAAUGAAUCGUCAAUGUGAUCGAUUUAUUGAUUGUCACUAUGAAGACGACGAAGCUGGUUGUGAAUACCAUGUUCGUGACGUGACAACAGAACCUGACUGGAAUGCUAACUACCUUGAUAUCUCGGACGACCCAACUGUAUAUGAAGCUUUCCGUCGUUACGUUUUCGUCAAUCGCCCAACUGACUUCAUCCCCCGUGAAUAUCCCCCCUUGUGGGAUCACUUUCUGGUGUCUAGUAAUACAGCUGACUUCAGUGAUUUGAAAACUGUCCUGCGUUUACAACGAGAAGAGCUAAAACAGUUUGGUCAUCAAGGCUCAGACUUGAUACUACAAUGCAGCUACGAUCAGAGAGAAUGUAACCCAUUGGACUUUUACCAAUUCGAAGAUGACGUAUAUGGGAACUGUUACACGUUCAAUCAUGAACAACAGAGAACACUUCUGAAUGCAACUAAUACAGGAUCAGGAUUUGGACUAAAAUUGACACUUUUUACAGAACAAUCUGAGUACAUCGGUAUUUUUGGACAGGAGUCCGGCAUCAGGUUGAUGGUUCACGAUCCAUUUACAACUCCUUUCUUAGAGAAUGAGGGUAUUGAUGCAAGAACAGGGACAGCAACAUCAGUCAUUAUUAAACAGAAGGAGUUUAUAAGUGCACCUUGGCCGUGGGGCAACUGUACUGACAAGAAGUAUGUUGAUUCAGGAGAAUAUCGUUACUCUUUGAUUGCAUGUCAAAAAGAAUGCUUGCACUUACGCAUGUAUGACAAAUGUGGAUGCGUUGAUUCAUUUUUCGAGGAUAAACCACUUUGUGAUAUUCUUGACAAAGAACAAGAUGCAUGUGUUCAAUUGAUGUAUUAUUUCUAUCAGAAAGGAAAUCUUGGAUGCGACUGUCAGCAGCCAUGCAGUGUCACCAAAUACGAUAAGAUAUUAUCUUUGACAACGUGGCCGUCAAGCACAUUUUCGCCCCGUUUACUCAGUAGCUUACUUGCAGUUAAUCCGAAAGUUGGUACAAUUGCCAAAGAAAAUCAGCUAAGUGCCAACCUUGCACGUGUAAAAAUAUAUUUUGAGUCCCUGAACUUUGAACGUGUAUUGGAAGUAGAAGACUACCCGUUCCCUCAACUUAUGGCGGACGUAGGUGGCGCUCUUGGACUAUGGGUUGGUCUAUCCCUUAUCACAGUGGUCGAGUUUGCCGAGUUCAUAUACGAAUUACUUCGCUCGUGUAGAAGACGCUCAAAACAACGGAAUGACAAAAACGAUAACGGAACAUCUCACGUUGGGACGUAA